Messenger RNA from Sorex araneus (European shrew), 3954 nucleotides. RefSeq names its product ADAM metallopeptidase domain 17 (gene ADAM17). Gene Ontology annotation, biological process: membrane protein ectodomain proteolysis; Notch signaling pathway. The transcript is spliced from 19 exons. Gene Ontology annotation, cellular component: plasma membrane. Lineage: Eukaryota; Metazoa; Chordata; Mammalia; Eulipotyphla; Soricidae. Bases 163 to 2637 code for a protein of 824 amino acids. The record is from RefSeq and is a predicted model, not a curated record. Gene Ontology annotation, molecular function: metalloendopeptidase activity.
CAGGAGGCGCGGGAGGAGAGAGAGAUUUGAGGGGCUGGGUCGGGCGGGUCUCUUUCUCCCCCGCUCUGCCCCCCGCCUCCCACCCAUGUGAGCCGCGUCCCGAGCCCCGGUCAGGCUCAGGCUGCCGAGAGGGUCGGAGCCGGCGGCCGCGCGCGGGGGAACAUGAGGCGUUCUGUCCUCUUCCUCAGCGCGCUGGUUCCCUUCGUGUUGGCUCGGCGACCGCCGGACGAGGCGGGUGUGGGCUCCUCAGAGCGACUGGGAAAUCUUGAUUCUUUGCUCUCAGACUACGAUAUCCUUCCUUUAUCCAAUAUUCAACAGCACUCGAUAAGAAAAAGAGAUUUACAUGCAUCAACACACUUAGAAACACUACUAACUUUUUCAGCCCUGAAAAGGCAUUUUAAAUUAUACCUGACCUCAAGUACUGAACGCUUCUCCCAAAAUUUCAAAGUCGUGGUUGUUGAUGGUAACAAAGAAAGCGAGUAUGCUGUCAAAUGGCAGGACUUCUUCAGUGGACAUGUGGUUGGUGAGCCUGACUCUAGGGUUCUAGCCCAUAUAGGAGAUGGUGAUAUGACAAUAAGGAUCAACACAGAUGGGGCAGAAUAUAAUAUAGAGCCACUUUGGAGGCUAAUUAAUAAUACUGAAGACAAAAGAAUGUUAGUUUAUAAAUCCGAAGAUAUCAAGAAUAUUUCACGUUUGCAGUCUCCAAAAGUGUGUGGUUAUAUAAAUGCUGAUAAGGAAGAGUUGCUUCCAAAAGGGCUGGUGGACAGAGAGCCACCUGAUGAGCUUGUUCAUCGAGUGAAGAGAAGAGCUGAGCCAAAUCCCAUGAAGAACACGUGUAAAUUAUUGGUGGUAGCAGAUCAUCGCUUUUACAAAUACAUGGGCAGAGGGGAAGAGAGUACAACCACAAAUUACUUAAUAGAGCUUAUUGACAGAGUUGAUGACAUUUAUCGGAAUACUUCAUGGGACAAUGCAGGUUUUAAAGGUUAUGGAAUACAGAUCGAACAGAUUCGCAUUCUCAAGUCUCCACAAGAGGUAAAGCCUGGUGAAAGGCACUACAAUAUGGCAAAAAGUUACCCCAAUGAAGAAAAGGAUGCUUGGGAUGUGAAGUUGUUGCUAGAGCAAUUUAGCUUCGAUAUAGCUGAAGAAGCAUCAAAAGUCUGCCUGGCGCAUCUUUUCACUUACCAAGAUUUUGAUAUGGGCACCCUUGGAUUAGCUUAUGUUGGUUCUCCAAGAGCAAAUAGUCAUGGAGGUGUUUGUCCAAAGGCUUAUUAUAGUCCAGUUGGGAAGAAAAAUAUCUAUCUGAAUAGUGGUUUGACCAGCACAAAAAAUUACGGUAAAACCAUCCUUACAAAGGAAGCUGACCUGGUUACAACUCAUGAAUUAGGACACAAUUUCGGAGCAGAACAUGAUCCAGAUGGUUUAGCAGAAUGUGCCCCAAAUGAGGAUCAGGGAGGAAAAUACGUUAUGUAUCCCAUAGCUGUGAGUGGAGAUCAUGAGAACAAUAAGAUGUUUUCAAACUGCAGUAAACAAUCCAUCUUGAAGACCAUUGAAAGUAAAGCGCAGGAGUGUUUUCAAGAGCGCAGCAACAGAGUGUGUGGAAACUCCCGGGUGGAUGAGGGGGAGCAGUGUGACCCUGGCAUCAUGUACCUCAACAACGACACAUGCUGCAACAGUGACUGCACGCUGAAACCUGGAGUGAAGUGCAGUGAUCGGAAUAGCCCUUGCUGUAAAAACUGUCAGUUUGAGACUGCCCAGAAGAAGUGCCAGGAGGCUAUCAAUGCUACUUGUAAAGGCGUGUCUUACUGCACAGGAAACAGCAGUGAGUGUCCCCCUCCUGGAGACGCUGCAGAUGAUACCGUGUGCCUGGACCUUGGCAGGUGCAAGGAUGGGAAGUGUGUUCCCUUCUGCGAGCGGGAGCAGCGGUUGGAGUCCUGUGCCUGCAAUGAGACAGACCACUCGUGCAAGGUGUGCUGCAGAGAUCUCUCUGGCCGCUGUGUGCCCUAUGUGGACGCUGAGCAGAGGAACUUAUUUCUGAGGAAAGGAAAGCCUUGUACCGUGGGCUUUUGUGACAUGAAUGGCAAAUGUGAGAAACGUGUACAGGAUGUAAUCGAGCGUUUUUGGGACUUUAUUGACCAGCUGAGCAUUAAUACUUUUGGGAAGUUUUUGGCAGACAACAUCGUGGGUUCUGUGUUGGUUUUCUCCUUAAUAUUUUGGAUCCCUUUCAGCAUUCUUGUCCACUGUGUGGAUAAGAAACUAGACAAGCAGUAUGAAUCCCUGUCUCUCUUUCACCCCAGUAAUGUUGAAAUGCUAAGCAGCAUGGACUCUGCUUCGGUUCGCAUCAUCAAGCCCUUUCCUGCUCCCCAGACCCCAGGCCGGCUCCAGUCCACCCCUGUGAUGCCUCCAGUGCCUGCGGCUCCGAAGCUGGACCACCAGCGAAUGGACACCAUCCAGGAAGACCCCAGCACAGACUCGCAUGUGGAUGAGGACGGCUUUGAGAAGGACCCCUUUCCCAAUAGCAGUACAGCUGCCAAGUCCUUCGAGGAUCUCACAGAACGGCCAGUCACCAGGAGCGACAAGGCCUCAUCCUUUAAGCUACAGCGUCAAAAUCGUGUUGACAGCAAAGAGACAGAGUGCUAGCUUAGGGGCAGAGGCGGAGAGUGCCUGUGAGUGUGCAAACUAUUUUUAUAGCUUUGGCCUAAAAUCACUGCAUAUAUUUUGUGAAGACUUGGCAGAAGAAAGGAAGUAACUCCCCAGCAGAUGCUGGUCAUGUGUUUGGACUUCUUUCCUUCACGUACAGAGUACCACGUGUUUAGUCCCUCUCCUUUCGAGGGGAGGGGAAUCUAGCUUAUUUUGAAGCUUUCAGGUUUUAGUUUUUCUUUUUUGGUUUGAUCUUUAAAAUAUCCUUCAACCUGUGGUGCAAAAGCAAAAUAUAGCUGGAUUAGGUUAUGAAUAUUUACAUUUUUGUAAAUCAACUUUUAUAUUGGUUACAGCACUGAUUAGGGAGAUAAUCAAAUUUUUUUAUACACUGUAAUGAUCAUUGAAUAUAAUGAGGCAUUUAGCAGCUACUUGGUGAGGACAACUGGAACAUAGGAUUUUUUUUUUUUUUGCCUUCAAGCAAAAGACAAAGGAGAUAAAAUUAUUAUCUCCAAAAUGUGGGUUCUAUUUCUUGGUAUUACCUAGAGCUCUUAGCAGGGAGUAUUACACAUCUAAACUUAAAAAUAACUUGGGUUAUGAUGUCCUCCUUAUUCUAAAACAGUGUAGUUUAUCAGGAGGGUCAAAUAGUGCGAUUGUGUUUACAGAAUCGUACGAAGUGUUCAAGGCUCCUUAACUUGCAGAGCCGUUUGUGUAUGUUUUUUCAGUCUUUUCAUGCGUCUUACACUGUUUCCAUGCUCUUUUUAAGAGUGUGGCUGCCUCAUUUUAAACAGUGGACAGAGGGAGCCUGGCCUCCCUUGGGCCUGAGUGUCUGUGCCUUAUUGAACCGGUACUUUAAUCCUUUAUUAAUCCUUUGUCUGGACCUACAACAGGACUCAUGCAUUAUGCAUUACUUCUUGCUUUAGUGCUUCAGGAUUUUGGACAUCUGCAUUUACUGUGUGAAGGAUAAGAAUCAUCAGAUUGAAUUCUUGUUUCCUUAAAGUUGAGGUUAAAUCUCUCCCCUCCCCCCAGUACUAAAAUGUGCUCAUCAGCCAACAUUUUAACAGAUAACUUGUAAACUCUGAGGGCAAAUAACUGAACCUGUGACGAAUUGUAUUUUUUCCAAGGACGUUUGUUACGCAGAUACCUGUUACACUAAUACUUGAACCUGCACCUUGUGGUAUUUGCUACUUUUAACUAGCCAUGAUAUUCUUAUAUUUUAGUUACACUUUUGGAAUCUGAUAGAGGUGAGUGGGUGUGUGGGUGUAUGUAUGAGAGUGAAGCAAUUCCCUUCUGAAUGUAAGAAAAACCUUUUUUUUUUUU